Messenger RNA from Eubalaena glacialis (North Atlantic right whale), 2271 nucleotides. RefSeq names its product parvin beta (gene PARVB). Gene Ontology annotation, molecular function: actin binding. Lineage: Eukaryota; Metazoa; Chordata; Mammalia; Artiodactyla; Balaenidae. The coding region runs from base 69 to 1166 and encodes 365 amino acids. The record is from RefSeq and is a predicted model, not a curated record. The transcript has 13 exons. Gene Ontology annotation, biological process: actin cytoskeleton organization; substrate adhesion-dependent cell spreading; lamellipodium assembly. Gene Ontology annotation, cellular component: actin cytoskeleton; lamellipodium; focal adhesion.
GGCGGCGACCAGGGCGGCUCCCACACGCGCUGCGCCCGCGCCCGGCUGCCGGGGUCCCCGCGCGCCCCAUGUCCUCCGCGCCGCCGCGCUCGCCCGCCCUGCGGCCCCACAGGAUGAAGAAGGACGAGUCGUUCCUGGGCAAGCUGGGCGGCACGCUGGCGAGGAAGAAGAAGGCCAAGGAGGUGAGUGACCUGCAGGAAGAAGGGAAAAAUGCCAUCAACUUGCCGAUGUCCCCUGCCUCGGUGGAGAUCCACCCUGAAGACACCCUGCUCGAGGAGAACCAAGAGCGCACGGUGAUCGACCCCACGUCCAGGGACGACCCCAGAUUCAAGGAGCUGGUCAAGGUUCUCAUCAACUGGGUCAACGACGUGCUGGUGGAGGAGAGGAUCAUCGUAAAGCAGCUGGAGGAGGACCUGUACGACGGGCAGGUGCUGCAGAAGCUCCUGGAAAAACUGGCAGACUGCAAGCUGAACGUGGCCGAGGUGACCCAGUCCGAGAUAGGGCAGAGGCAGAAGCUGCAGACGGUGCUCGAGGCGGUGCAGGAGCUGCUGCGGCCCCACGGCCGGGCGCUCCCGUGGACCGUGGAUUUGAUUCACGGGAAGAACCUGGUGGCCACCCUCCACCUCCUCGUGGCCCUGGCCAUGCACUUCCGGGCCCCGAUCCGCCUUCCCGAACACGUCUCCGUGCAAGUGGUGGUCGUACGGAAGCGGGAAGGCCUGCUGCACUCCAGCCACGUCACGGAGGAGCUGACCACGACCACCGAGAUGAUGAUGGGUCGGUUUGAGCGGGACGCCUUUGACACGCUCUUCGACCACGCCCCGGACAAGCUCAGUGUCGUGAAGAAGUCUCUCAUCACGUUUGUGAACAAGCACCUGAACAAGCUGAAUUUGGAGGUGACGGAACUAGAAACCCAGUUUGCAGAUGGCGUGUACCUGGUUCUGCUCAUGGGGCUUCUGGAAGACUACUUUGUACCCCUGCACAACUUCUACCUGACCCCGGACAGCUUCGAUCAGAAGGUCCACAACGUGUCGUUUGCCUUUGAGCUGAUGCUGGAUGGAGGCCUUAAGAAGCCCAAGGCUCGCCCCGAAGAUGUGGUGAACCUGGACCUCAAAUCUACCCUGCGGGUUCUUUACAACCUGUUCACCAAAUACAAGCACCUGGAGUGACGGGUGCGGCGCAGCAGAGACCGCGGCGGGGACGGUGCUUUGGGAGGUGCCCUGGCCUCCCCGCCAAGCCCGCGGUUGUUCCCCACUCCCACCCCACCUUUUUCUGGUUGAUACCCUUAACCUCCUUUCCCUGUAAUUCUGCAGCGGGCGGCCUCUUUUGAAAUGCAGGUUCCAAACACCAGUGCUUGAGUUUGCAGGCUGGCUUCACCUAGGGUGUCCCGGGGUGCUGUUCCUUGUUGAUCAAAAGAUGGAAAAGAAAAAAGCCAGAACCCCUGGGAGGGAGCGCCCGGCGUUCCAGCUGACAGCCGUCAGUGACCACAGGGGAUCAGAGAUAGAGCUUUGCAGCCGUGGCAAUGGCUUGUCUGUCCCCGUGGAAUCUCCUGGGUAGGGCUCUCCUCGGCAGUGAGGGCUUUUUUACUAAAAAGCGUUUUGCAGUUUUAAAAACUUCACUCUUAAGUCUCAAAAGCUUUAGCUGUGACCGAGUGUCCACCCACAUCCCUGCUUCUCGGCCGCUCAGUGCUGUUUUCACUUAGCUUUUGCACAGACACCUGGGACCCAGAGGACCCAGCUGCCACGGUCCGAGGGAGGAAGGAUUUCUGAGGCAUUUCUUUAUUUCUUGCUAUGGCCGAGUGGGCUGUGUCGGAGUCGGCUCUACAAUGCCUCUGGAGUGGCAGUGGCAUUGUAGGCACCUUCCAGUGGGAAGUGUCCAGUCCCAGAGCUCCUGUUUGGGGAUGGAUGCAUUUUAAAAAGCCUUUAGAAAGCAGGGUGUUUUAGUUGGCUUGGGCCACCAUAACAAAGUGCCACAGACGGGGGCCUUAGAUAAUAGACAUUUAUUCUCUCACAGUUCUGGAGACUGGAAGUCAAGAUCAAGGUGUCAUCAGGGUUGGUACCUUCCGAGCAUCUCUCCUUGGCUUGUAGACGCCGUCCUCUCCAGGCAUCCUCACGUGUCUCCCCGUGUGUCUGUGUCCUAAUCUCUUCUUUUAAGGACACCAGGCAGAUUGGAUUGGGGUCUACCCUAAUGACCUCAUUUUACCUUAAUUACCUCUGUAAAGACCCUGUCACCAAAUACUAUCACAUUCUCAGGUCCUGGGGGUUAGGACUUCAA